This is a messenger RNA of Limulus polyphemus (Atlantic horseshoe crab), 1722 nucleotides long. RefSeq names its product ATP-binding cassette sub-family A member 13-like. The transcript has 10 exons. The coding region runs from base 526 to 1722 and encodes 398 amino acids. The record is from RefSeq and is a predicted model, not a curated record. Lineage: Eukaryota; Metazoa; Arthropoda; Merostomata; Xiphosura; Limulidae.
CAGUGAAGGAAUGUGGAGUUUGUGGGAAAAUAAUAACCAUUCUAUUAUUACCGACAAACAAGAAAGAUUCUUGUUCAUUGCAUUUUAAAUGUUAUAAAUUGUGACUGAGGAGACAAGUAUUAUCAUAUCACAAGUUAAGUUAGAUUUGAUUUCAAGUUAUCAGUGGCAGUAAAGUGUUUUACUAGAAAGCUGAAAUACUUUAUUAUCUGUUUCCAACAGUACACUACAGUCUACAGUGCAAGUUACAGUACCUUCAUCGUUAUCAGUAUCACUAUCAGCUGUUCGGUUGGGCAAUGUUAUGUUCGCUUUGAAUCGUAGCUGUUGGUCUUGUUUGGCUUCGACAUUAUAUAUAGUGAACAGGUUUCAUUAAGGGUUUUAAGACUUUAAAAAAGUCGUUGCAAUGAUUAGUUGGUUAAACAAAAAUAAAUUAGUAAUUAUUAUUAGUUAUGAUAUGGAGUAAACCUGUAACGUCAUAAAUUUUCAUCGCUUAACUUAAGAACGAAGAACUUCGGUAAAGCAUAGAAAAUGGGGUUUUGGCUUCAGUUAUCCCUCUUAUUAUGGAAGAAUUUCACUUUGAAGAAAAGAAAACCUCUUGUUUUGGUGUUUGAACUAUUCAUACCACUGGUACUGUUCUUCAUUUUAAUUGGGAUUAGGAAGUAUCAACCUGCUUAUCCUAUAGGUUCAUUUACCUUUCAUGCUUAUCCUCUACCAUCAGCAGGAGUAAUUGCAAUAAUGCAAGCCUUCUGUGAUAAUGGUGUACUUGAUGAUAAUGGCUUUUUUCAGUUUCCUAAUGGCACAGUAACCUCAUUCCUUGAAAGAUUAAACACAGCAUCCCAGAACAACAACUUCUUCCUGCCUGGCUUUAAGCUCAGUGAAUUGGAUACUAUUCCAGAUAUUUAUAAAAGUAUUGUUGAAGACCCAGUUGCUGUCCAUGAUAUUUUUGUUAAUGCUGCAAACAAGCAGGUUGUGUAUCUUCUCAAAGAUCCAGCUGAGUUUGAAAAAUUCUUGGUGUCAGAUCUCUUAGUCUCUGAGGAUGCAGUGAAAGUUCUUUUAACUUCUUCACUUGACAUGAAGCAGGUUUACCGGUUACUGUUUCUUUCAUUUUUAAAUGGAACUACCUUUGCUGGUGGUUCCAUACACCAGAAAGCGGCCUCAAUGUUUAGAGAGCAAACUGUUCCUUUGAAACUUUUAUCUCCUUCUGUAUCAGAACUAAACAUCCCUGAAAUUCUUCCUCUGGGUCAUCUUGAGAGUUGGUUAGUUUUUCUUCAGAAACAUAAGAAAGAAGCUGGGGUUUUAUGGAAUGCUGUCCAAAAGAUCUUUGACUUAAGCCUUAAAGAUCCAAAGGUCACUAUCAAUCCUAUAGAAACAGCUGUGGCCUUAAAGGAAUUUUUGAAGGAACAAUUUUGUAGUCUUAGUGACCAUAAACUGAAAAUUUUGGCAACAAGACUAAAGAGAGCAGUUGACACAGAAAAACUCUACAAUGCUCUACAUCUAGCAGAGUGGAAUUUUACAAUUGCUAAACAAAAAGUUUCAAAACUCAUCACUGAUCUUCGUACAUUCCACUUGUUCGAAGACACCUUGAAAAAAAUCAGCGAGAUUGCUUCAGCUUUGCCUCAGGAUUCUUGUACCCUGCUUAAUGGAACAGAUGUUUUGAGUAAUGACACAACGGCAGAGAAAUUCUGGGAUGAAACACUUGAAGAUCCUCAAGAGGUACAACAUUGA